Molecule: messenger RNA, 3710 nt
Organism: Ectocarpus siliculosus
Lineage: Eukaryota; Phaeophyceae; Ectocarpales; Ectocarpaceae
Source: the annotation of a GenBank genome assembly
AUGCAUUGGCUUGGUUCCUGCUCAGGUAACCCGGGCUGUGGCGUUGAGCAGGCAGGUCGGCCGUCGGCCGGUUCUGCUGGGUUGAAGCCGUGCGAUGGGCGCGAGCGGCCUGCUUGCAGGGUCAGCACACCAUCGGGUCGAGGAAGCAAUGGCGUGGCGGUCACUGCGGAAGACCUUGCCCUUCGGGAGGACAUCUGCUACCAGAUCUUCGGAGAUGUCGGACCGCUGAUCAGGGACUUCUCGUGCGCGUGGGACCACAAGGUGGUGAUGCACGGCCGGAUGUACGUAACCGAGCGAAGGCUGUGCUUCUACGCCAACUUUUUCGGGCUGGAGGCGAAGAUGUCCUUGAGGCACGAAGAUGUCGCCAGGUGCAGCAAGGGCAACUCGGCUAUCUUCAUCCCCAACGUCGUCGUCGUGCAGGACAAAUCCGGGAAGGACUUCGUGUUCCGAGCGUUCUGGGAGAGGGAUGAGUGCCACAGCCUGCUGGAAGAGCUGAGGCGCGAGGCAGGAGAUGUCCUUGCCCGGGCAGAACAAGCCAAGGCCAAGAUGCUGCUACAGGAGGCCGACGGGGACGGCGGGGAAGAUGACCGCCUGUUGCCGCCAUCGGGGGCUCCGCCAGAUGCGGCGCCGGGGGCGGGGGCGGGGCGGAGGGCUAGUAGCUGGGACGGGGAGGCGAGCCGGCCGGCUUUCCAGAGCAAUGGAGGGAUCGGGUACCCGCUACUGGAAGAUCUCUCGGCGGCGACGGCUCCGCCUGUUUCUCCACCGCCAGCGAGCGUGUACCAGAAGCUGGCGCCGUCCGCGCUGCCGCGAGAGAGCAGCAGCUCUUCCUCCUCAGAGGUUAGCUUCGGCAGGAGAACGCGCGUCAGGCACUCUGUGUCGCCGCCGCCGGUGCGGACCACCUCCUACUCCGGCGGCGGCGGCGGCGGCGGCGGAGCAUCGGGCUCUUCAUCGCUCCCGACCUCCCCGAGAGCGAUGUCCACCUCCCCCGCCGGCGCCGGCGCCGGUGCGGCAGCCACCACCGCGAGGGGGAGAUCCUACUCGAUGACCCCGGGGGGAGACGGCGGCGGAGGCAUGGUCAGGGCCUCGACGAUCGGCAGCAGCUGUAGCAGCAGCGGCGGCGGGGCGGUUCCCCCUAGGCCGGCCAAGCUCGGCCUGGCGGUUUUGGGGGCUGAUCACGACCUGCCUUCCCCAGCGCCGCCGCCGCAGCCGCCGCCGCUUUUUCUGAACGGGGACGACGGUAGUGGGCGGCGGCAGCAGCGGCAACAGCGGCAGGGACAACAACGGCCGUCGCCCCUCGCGACGGCGGUGAUCACGGGGGCCGGGCGGGCGGGGUGGGGUUCCCCGGAGGCGUCGUGCUCUUCGAGGACGGGGACGCCGAGAGGGCAGCAACAGCAGCAUGACGGCGACGGCCACGCUCCCGCGAAAGGGGUCGGAGCGGCGGCGGCAGCCACAGCGGGAGCUGCGGUCGAGGGUGCGGCGGAGUCGGCGAAGAAAGCGGCUCGGACGAGCGGUUUGGAGCACCGGGAAGUCGGCGGCAACGGCGGCGGUGUUGAUGGAGAGGUGUCGGAAGGGAAAGUACAGGAGCAGAAGGAGGGGGAAAAGGACAAGCAGCAGGCGCCGGAGGCUGGCGGGCGCAAAGCGGGCCUGGUCAGGCAGGGGUCCAAGCUGUGGAACAUGAUGCGGUGGGACAGCGGGGGGCGGGCGGGCGGGGCGGGAGACGGGGGGGUAGACCCGGAGGCCGACAGGAAGGCGAUGGAGGAAGCUAUUUCCGCGGGAGGCGAUAGUCACGCGGAGGUAGCGACGGCAGAGUUCGACGUCUCCGUGAAGGAGUUCUACGAGAGAUUUGUCGCCGACGACGCCCCUUACAGUUUGCCGGACUUCCACAUGAGCCGAGGCGACUGGGAGGUGGACGCUGGUGAAUGGCAGCAUACGACAAAGGAAGGAGAAGGAGGGGGAGGAGCCGCGGGUUCAACCAAGGGAGAUGGGGGCGGCCUGCGGGGCCCCCGUCCCCCCGGAGGGGGAGGCGUAACUCGCGCCAUCCGGUUUAAGACGCCCUUGCAUAUCACUUUUAUGAGCAGCCCGGGACACGUGCGCACGCUGAAGCGGCAGCGGUCCCGCGUUUUCGGGGGCCAGGGCUGCAUCGUCGAGACGCAAACCACGGUAGAGGACCGCAUCCCGCUAAACGACAACUUCCACGUCGAAGACCGGUGGAUCAUUCGACCAGCGGCGGACGACGAAGGUAGCGGCACCGGCGGCAAGCCGCGCUGCACCGCGACGGUGACCUGGCGGUGCGUGUGGCACAAGUUUACGGUGAUCAAGGGGCUCAUCGAGGGCAAGUGCCGCGCCGACGUGAAGUCGUUCAACAUCGCAUUCCUACAGGGAAUGCGGGAGCACCUGGAAUCCGAGGGGGCCCGUGGAAUCAAGCGUUGCCCCAGCUUACGGGAUGCUCUCUUGUCGGUCGGGUCCGGGAGGAGGAUUUCGAGAGACAGGUCCCUCUCCGGCCGAAGCCUGCUGUCGCCGUUCGCGGAUUCGGAGGAUGGAGAUGGCGGCGGCGGAGGGGGGACGGGGGACGUGUUGUUGUCGUUGAACCGGAAUGUCGAGGAGUGGGGGCGCAGCAGCCUAGCCCUGCUCGACGUGCGAGAAGAAACCCGGCGCCUUUCGGGCGAUCUCCUCCAGCUAGACCAAGCCAUUGGCGCGAGCCGCGGCGGCAGGAGAAAUGCCCACGGAGUGGCAGAAGCUGUUGACGAUCUGGGGGACAUUCUCCGAGAGAUGGAGGAAAAGGUGAAGAGAAUAUCGCAGCGGGCGGACGGCGCGCUGGAGGCCCUCAACGAAACAGCCUCCCAGAUACGGGACGCCGCGGCUUGCCCGCCAGCAGCGACGGCGGGCGCCGCGGCAGGGAACGAUCGCAACACUACUCCCUGCGAGGAUGUGUGUGCUGCUUCUGGUUCUGCUUCUGGUGGAAGAUCUUCUUGAAGUGCUCUGCUUCUGAUUCCGGAAGAUCGUUCUUUCUGCAAGUUGCAGCGGCAUCGCGAAAUUAAACAUCGCAUGUUUUUUUUUUUUUUUGCGAGAUUUUUUUUUUUUUACUCCGUCCUCUCACAGGCUGCAACAGCGGCAGUGCCGUCGUUCAUAGAUUGUUUUUUGGUGUCACGUGCCGUCGCCUAGCUAUUGAGUCGUCGCGCGCAGAGAUCGCAUGAGUUGGUCCUUGUAUUUUGUGUGUCCCUCGCGUGUUGGCCCCUCUGCUGCAUUUCGACGGCGUUUCUUGUUUACCUGUAGACGUUUUUGGGGUUGGUGCCUUUCAGCCCACCCGCUGUAAACGAUUUGACUUUCCCCCUUUCUGCCACGAGCAGAAGCGUGGGCCUACGUUGGCAAUUGUUUCCGUCCUUCUCAGCCGGCAAUAAAAAAAAUGUUCCUGCCCCUGAGAAGAGAGACUAGAUUUUUUCGCUCGCUGUGGAUUGGGUGUUGUUGGAGAAGGUUGCGUACGUGGGCCUUCGCCUUGGCACAGAGGGCACGAAAGCAAGGGUGGCGAGUCCACGGCUAGCGCCUAUUUAGCUAGAGGAUGGAUGUUCAGUAAUAGCCGUGCUCCUCUGUGAUGAUGUGUGUGGGCGAGGAGGAGAGUGGGUGCUGUAGAUUGGAGAGGUCUCCGAGAGGUGGCUAGAUUACUUGUUGGGCGUGUGGUUUUCUCGUGUCGUUAAAAGAAAGGUGUUUUGGGG